Molecule: messenger RNA, 1650 nt
Organism: Suillus subalutaceus
Lineage: Eukaryota; Fungi; Basidiomycota; Agaricomycetes; Boletales; Suillaceae
Exons: 8
Coding region: 1-1308 (435 amino acids)
Cellular component (GO): cytoplasmic stress granule
Molecular function (GO): mRNA binding
Source: RefSeq, a predicted model, not a curated record
AUGGUGCGCAGGCUGGUAAACUAUGGUCAGCAAUCUCGGCUACCUUCUCUAAAUGUCAACAUUCCUCCGACUCCAGGUGCUUACUCACCGGCGGCUAUCUCUGCCGCGCUUUCUGCAACGACCAAUGCCACUGGUCGCACCGUUUAUGUUGGCAACCUCCCCGCAACCGCCUCUGUCGAUGAGCUACUUAACCUCGUGCACUUUGGCCCCCUCGAAUCCAUUCGUGUUCUUCCUGAAAAAUCAAGCUCUCCCUUCACGGCCAGGAAACUUAAGAUCGGAUGGGGAAAGCCAUCUCCUGUCAGUGCGCAGGUGAGCCUUGCGAUCAGCCAGAGCAACGCGAGCCGGAACGUAUACCUCGGUGGCCUGGAUGAAAACACGACAGAAGAGCAGUUGCGGGAUGAUCUCAGCCGGUUCGGGCUGAUUGAUCAGGUCAAAAUUGUCCGUGACAAGAACAUUGGGUUCGUACAUUUCUUGAGUAUCUCGGUUGCUACCAAGGUGGUUAACACGCUUCCUACUGAGCCAGCUUGGGCUGGAAAACGCGUUCAACUACGGCAAGGAUCGCUGCCGACCGCCCAAUCUCUCGUCGCUCAAUCUGCAAAUCUCAGCCCUGCUGCGGGUCCGAAUCACUUUGGUUCGCCAUUCUCGCCUUAUCCCUUUACAACGGACAUGACAGGUGGUCAAACCCUCAAUCGCACGGUCUACUUGGGCAACAUUCAUCCUGAGACAACAACUGAAGAUUUGUGCAACGCUAUUCGUGGUGGUGUGUUGCAGAGCGUGAGGUACAUGCAGGACAAGCACAUUGCCUUCGUCACUUUUGUUGACCCUGCAGCAGCGUUCACGUUCUACCAAGUGGCAUCCUACCAAGGCCUCACCUUGAACAACCGGCGGCUCAAGAUUGGUUGGGGCAAAAAUUCCGGUCCACUGCCGCCUAGCCUUGCGCUCGCUGUGCACUCAGGGGCCACCAGGAACGUUUAUGUGGGCAACAUUGAAGACUUUGAAUUAUUCAACGAGGAGAAGCUAAAGAGGGACUUUGGCGAGUUGGAGAUAUCGAGCUGGAACUGUGCCUUUCCCGGAAUAUGCAACUUGCGUAUUGCGCAUGGCAAGGAUCGGUGUGCGAACCCGCCGCGAUCGGGUCCCCAAGGUGGCUCUUCAGUCAGGCGGAGCGCCAGUGGAAAUGGGCCAGCAAGUGCAGAGCCCGCAAGCGCUAUUGAGCCCAUCGAGUCUUCCCAGUUUGUGGACCCUGAAGACGAAGGGAACAAUGCAAACGUCAUUGUAUCUGGCCCAGAGGAGAUGGAAGCAUCCAUUUAAAUAUGGAUCGCCUAGAGAGUGAGGUGUGCUGUGGAAGUGCCCACUUAUACCCCGCGUAUCUCCCUCUCGAAAAAGUCGCCAACAGCAAGUGGAUGGGAAGGAUAGCCUCGGAUGUCCUCGUGAGGGGGACCCAUUGGGCUAUUGGUUGUUGUGUUCUUUAUUCACUUCGCUUUCUCAGUCUGGCCGUUGUUAGUGUUACUUUACUCACUUUUGUGUCUUCUUUAUCUUUUACUUUCUUUCCAUUUCAUGUUCACACUUGACUUAUAUCUUUGUCCGAUUGUGCUUCUCGCACACCCCACGCUCGUUGCAUUGCUUCACUUACGCCUCGUUAACCCCGUCAAC